AUCUCUUAGCUAGCAUCACCGACUCCUCCUUUCCUCUCAAACCUUUCCUCCUCCCCUCCUCCUCCUCCCCUCGCUCCUCCGCCUCCCCCUCCUCCAGCAGACCAGGCAGCGAGCCUCCUCCCUCCAGUCCUCCCUCCGCCCUCCCUGCCCCGGGCCUCUUCUCCUCUUCUUCCUCUUCUUCCUCCUCUCCCCCUUCAUCCAAAGCCUCCCCGCCUCCCCCUCCUCCAGCUCCUGUCACCUCCUCUUCGCCCCCUGCUCCUCCUCCUCCUCCCCCUUCCCAGGCCUCCUCCCAGGAUGCUCAUCUCUCAGCGGAGUCGGAGGAGGAGAAGGCGAAGAAGCUGCUGUACUGCUCUCUGUGUAAAGUCGCCGUCAACUCUCUGUCUCAGCUGGAGGCUCAUAACGCAGGUUCAAAGCACAAGACGAUGCUGGAGGCGCGGAGCGGCGCCGGGCCGAUCAAGGCCUACCCUCGAGCCGGAGCCAAGCUGAAGAACGGCAGCAGCUCGGCACUGAAGGGCUCCGGCCUGCAGAACAAAACCUUCCACUGCCAGAUCUGCGACGUCCACGUCAACUCUGAGAUCCAGCUCAAACAGCACAUCUCCAGCAGGAGGCACAAGGACAGAGUGGCAGGAAAACCCAGCAAACCCAAAUACAGCCCGUAUAACAAACAGCAGCGCAGCUCGCUCUCUAAGGAGUUAGUGAAGCCCUCCCUCUCUCCCUCCUUUCUCUCCACUCCUUUUGCACCUCCGCCCUCCUCCCUCACCUCCACAAUCUCGCUCCCUCCUGCCUCUCUCUCCUCCUCUCCUCUCCUCACUCCCACCUCCUCACCCCUCACCCCUGCCAUCUCUCUUCACCCUCGCCCUCCCACUUCCACGUCCCUCUUCACCGCCUCCUUCCUGCGUCCGGCUCCUGGACCAAUCAGAGCGAGCCAAGGAUCAAUUCUCUUCGCACCGUACUGAUGAUGACGUCAGCGGUGGGGGAGUCCAACCGGUGACCUUUGACCUUCAGUUUGUUGACCUGACAGAAGAGUCAGAGACUUGAGAGGACAGAAGCUCCUCGUUGCUUUAAAUGAACCACAGACUUGAAGAUGAAGAACAGAUGCUGGAAAGUUCCCACAUAUCCUGGAAAACCUGGAAUUUUUUGUGAAACAG
Plectropomus leopardus (leopard coralgrouper) is the source of this 1148-nucleotide messenger RNA. The record is from RefSeq and is a predicted model, not a curated record. Lineage: Eukaryota; Metazoa; Chordata; Actinopteri; Perciformes; Serranidae.